Molecule: messenger RNA, 2735 nt
Organism: Pyricularia oryzae 70-15
Lineage: Eukaryota; Fungi; Ascomycota; Sordariomycetes; Magnaporthales; Pyriculariaceae
Product: calcium-proton exchanger
Exons: 4
Coding region: 612-2447 (611 amino acids)
Biological process (GO): calcium ion transmembrane transport; intracellular calcium ion homeostasis
Cellular component (GO): fungal-type vacuole membrane
Molecular function (GO): calcium:proton antiporter activity
Source: RefSeq, a predicted model, not a curated record
CCGAAACGCCCUCCCUCAAUUUAGCGCCGUUGACGAACAAGCUCAAUUCCAAUGGUUGGCCUAUCCUUGUCCGUUGAACCCACUCGCUCGCAGAAAAAAAGGGAGGCAGCACAUGGUUGCAUCCAUGGUAGCAAUUAGAGCAAACAAGGCCGUGCUUUUGUUUAAAUUCAGAUUGCAUCUCCAAGCGUGCAAACCAGGCAGGGACUCUUAUGGAUCGCUCUCUCUCUCUCCCUCUCUCUUCUGCUGAGCACGGGCUCUUUCUCCGACGCUAGAAAGAAAGGACUGACUGUUCCAAAGAUCUCUGCCAUUGUCUUCCCCGUUUUCUUCUUCUCUGAGUCUUUUGGCUUGUAAUGUGUUUUUUUUCCUCAUCUUUUCUUUUAGCUCGCUAGAUUUGAUAAGACCGACCAGGUCCCUCUUCUUGUCUCUGAAUUCUGGGCUUGUAAUGUUUGUUUACCAUACCUCUUCAGUUCACGAAGUUUGACAGGCCCUCGCCCGCGCUCAUCUAUCCGUGACAGAGCCUCGACCAAGUCCAACCCGGAGCCUUUAGCCGCUUUCCACGUUUUUCCAGUCGCUGCUUAAUAGACGCUGGGCAUUCUUUUCAGUCCUUCGCCAUGUCGCAAUUCAAUCACUUCAAGAUUAAGCGGGCAGCCAAUGCCCUCAGCAGAAAGGGUUCUGACUCGUCAUUCAAUCCAUUCGCGCACAUACAGUGGCGCAAGGAAAGAAGUCAGACCUUCCCGGUCGAUGUCGAACGUGGCGAGGGUGCAGGUGGUGGUCGCGCACGGAGGGACGACGGCGAAGACGAUAUCGAUCACUCGCCAAUAGUGCAUGUCAGCACGGCACCAGUCUCUGGUAGGGGACAAAAUGAGAGGGCUACUGAUCAGGAGUCCAUCGGCGCUGCGCCUACUGCUACUAAUUCCGAAAAGCAGUCUCAGGAGCCCGUUGACGCCAGCAGAGAUGACAACAAGACCUUGACAGGCUUGUCACCAGAGUCUGCAGAGAACGGACUGCGCCAAAGACGACCGGAGCCCAAACUGGACACGACGGUGGACGGCCUUGCGCCCUCUAGCAGCGGAGCGGAAACUGGAAGCGAUGCCGACAACGGAAAGCAGAAGAAGUCGUCCCGAUUUAUCAAACACGUCGAGCCCAAGGAGCCCUUUACUAUUGCCAACCAGCUACAACGCACCUUUCUCAGCUCAUGGAUCAAUAUUUUACUAUUCGCCGCUCCUGCCGGCAUAGCAUUGCACUUUACCAGUGUCAGCCCUAUCGUAAUCUUCGUCGUCAACUUCAUUGCUAUUAUCCCCCUGGCCUCAAUGCUGGGUUUUGCCACUGAGGAGAUAGCACUCAGGACAGGAGAGACACUGGGAGGCUUGAUCAAUGCAACUUUCGGAAAUGCAGUUGAGCUUAUAGUAGCCAUUAUUGCGCUCAUGGAAGGAGAGGUCGUCAUUGUGCAGACGUCCCUUAUCGGCAGCAUACUUUCGAACUUGCUUUUGGUCCUCGGCAUGUGUUUCUUCUUUGGUGGUCUGCGGAGGAGAGAGCAGUUUUUCAACGAGACAGUUGCGCAAACUGCAGCAAGUCUCCUCGCGCUAGCCGUUGCUGGUGUUAUUGUUCCGACCGUCUUUGACCGCGCCAGCAACACACCAGAUCACGAUGUGGCGCUCCUUUCUCGCGGCACUGCCAUAAUCCUUCUGUUUGUUUACGCCGGCUAUCUUUUUUUCCAGCUGCACACCCACCAGGAAGUGUUUGGCGAGGAGAGCCAAAAGGUUCCCGCAAAGCCUUUCCGGAAUCAUUCUCCCAAUCCGGCGCGGAAUGGAAUCGCGGCUGGCCUAGCCGGCCCCGGCCGCGGAUUAAUAGCCCAGUCCAUAUCACCAUCUGGCGAAGAGGGCAGGGAGAAGCUUUCGCAAAUGCUCAAGGAGCCGGGCAGGGUGGCAGCGGCAGCGGAGGAGGAAGAUGACAGUGAGGAGCCGCAGCUGCAUUUUUUCGUCGCCCUGGCCCUGCUAGCUGGUUGCACCGUCGUAAUUGCGUUCUGUGCCGAGUUCCUUGUCGACAGCAUCGACUACGUCACCAGUCAAGGCGGUAUCUCCAAGGAGUUCCUCGGUCUGAUCCUUCUGCCUAUCGUCGGAAAUGCGGCGGAGCACGCAACGGCCGUCACGGUUGCUAUCAAGGACAAGAUGGACCUGGCGAUCGGUGUUGCCAUCGGCUCGAGCAUGCAGGUCGCCCUAUUUCUCAUCCCGCUCCUGGUUGUCAUUGGUUGGGGCAAAAACAUGGACGCCAUGGGCCUGAGCUUCGAUAUAUUUCAGGUCGCUGUCAUGUUUGUGGCGGUUCUGUUGGUUAACUACCUGAUCAGCGACGGCAAGAGCCAUUGGCUGGAGGGGAUGCUUCUCAUGUGCCUCUAUGCCAUUAUUGCCGUCUGUUCUUGGUGGUAUCCCACUCCUCAGCCAACAACCUGACACUGUUUCGCGUUGGUUAUACUAAGAUGUGGAAACAUUUGGGCGUAUAAAAAGACCCACUGUUUUCUGUAUGUCACAUACUCCAAGAUCACUUAAUAUGUAAAAAAAGUCUGUAUUUUGUCUUGACACGAGCCUCAAACAAAUCAACACGCCUUUUUCAGGACGGCUUCCUUUGUUGAUACAAGUUUUCUUUUAUCUAUUACAUGCGAUAACUUCCUCGAAAUGAUGAGGCCCACAUUAUCUGAAUGCCAGAACAAUGCCUUUGCUCAAGAUCCUCCGAAAAUAGGC